This is a messenger RNA of Camarhynchus parvulus, 2169 nucleotides long. Its product is annotated as PDZ and LIM domain protein 7. Gene Ontology annotation, cellular component: Z disc; adherens junction; filamentous actin. The record is from RefSeq and is a predicted model, not a curated record. Lineage: Eukaryota; Metazoa; Chordata; Aves; Passeriformes; Thraupidae. Gene Ontology annotation, biological process: muscle structure development; actin cytoskeleton organization; heart development. Gene Ontology annotation, molecular function: actin binding; muscle alpha-actinin binding. The coding region runs from base 66 to 1352 and encodes 428 amino acids. The transcript has 13 exons.
GCGUCGGCCCGCACCGCUCUCCGCUCCGCUCCCGCCCGCUCCGCCGGGCCCCGCUGGCCGCGGAGAUGGGCGACAUGGAGUCCUACAAGGUGAUGCUGAAUGGGCCGGCACCCUGGGGCUUCAGGCUGCAGGGAGGGAAGGAUUUCAGCAUGCCGCUCUCCAUCUCCAGGCUGACUCUGGGUGGGAAGGCAGCCCAGGCCGGCGUGGGAGUGGGCGACUGGGUGCUGUACAUCGACGGGGAGAGCACCAGUGCCAUGACACACAUCGAGGCCCAGAACAGGAUCCGUGCCUGUGGGGACAGGCUCUGCCUCACCUUGAGCAGAGCCCAGAACCAGCUGGGGAAGCCGCAGAAGGUGCUGAGCCUUGACAAGUCACCUCUGGAGCCGCCCAGCACCCCCGGGUGUGACCCUGGGAAGUUGAGGAUGUUGGAGGAUGCUGAGGACUGGCAGCCCCGCACCGGCACCUCCCAGUCCCGCUCCUUCCGCAGACUGGCCCAGCUGACGGGCACAGAUGGCAUGGAUGAUGGUGAGGAUGAGCCCGUUAAAAAGCCCAGCCAGGUCUCCGUGCCGGACCCGUCCCCAGGAGCAACGAUGAAGACUGAGCCAGGACUGGCCCCCAGGACCCCCAGUGCCACCCCCAGCCCCACCAGCCGCCCGCCCUGGGCUGUGGACCCCUCGUUUGCCGAGCGCUACGCCCCGGACAAGACGAGCACGGUGGUGAGCAAGCACAGCCAGCCAGCCACGCCCACCCCCAUGCAGAACCGCAGCUCCAUCGUGCAGGCAGCCCAGCAGGCCCCCGAGGGGCCCGGCCGCACCCCCCUCUGCUACAAGUGCAACAAGGUCAUCAGGGGACGGUACCUCGUGGCGCUGGGACAUUAUUACCACCCCGAGGAGUUCAUCUGCUGCCAGUGCAGGAAGGUGCUGGAUGAGGGCGGCUUCUUUGAGGAGAAAGGCUCCAUCUUCUGCCCCAAGUGCUACGACACGCGCUACGCACCCACCUGCGCCAAGUGCAAGAAGAAGAUCACUGGGGAGGUGAUGCACGCACUGAAGAUGACCUGGCACGUGCAGUGCUUCACCUGCAACGCCUGCAAAACUCCCAUCCGCAACCGAGCCUUCUACAUGGAGGAGGGACAGCCCUACUGCGAGAGAGACUAUGAGAAGAUGUUUGGCACCAAGUGCCGCGGCUGCGACUUCAAGAUCGAUGCUGGGGACCGGUUCCUGGAGGCGCUGGGCUUCAGCUGGCACGACACUUGCUUUGUCUGUGCGAUCUGCCAGACCAACCUGGAAGGGAAGACGUUCUACUCCAAGAAGGACAAGCCUCUGUGCAAGAGCCACGCUUUCUCCCAUGUGUGAGGGGUGGGAAUCCAGCUGUGCCCACACAUGCCCCUGGCCCUGCAUGCUCCUCUCCCCCUGCCCUGCUGGCCCCAGGGAGCCAGGCUGGGCCCUUGGCCCUUUCCCUUGCUCCUGCCUCUUUCCUGGCAGCUCCUGGCUCAACUCCAGCCAGAUACAGUGCUGGAUCCAGAGCCUUUGAUAGCUGGGUGGCUUCUUAUAUGCUUCUCAACUGGCCCUAGGAGCCCUAGGAAUGGGAUGCUGCAUGGAUCUCCUGCCCCUGAGCCACCAGCAUAGUGGGCACAACCAUGCUGAGGCUGGAAUUGGAGAGGGUCUGCCACAGCUGGGCUGCUCCCUUGCUGCCUGGCAGCUCAGUGCUGGGGCAGAGACACUCCUUACACAUCCCUCCCUGUGUGGGUGAGGACCAGCUCCUGUCUCACUCUCCCCAGCCUUCCCUGCUGUGUGCCUGGGGCUGGAGACCCAGCCCUGCUCCCCUGCCUGGGCCCUGCCCAUGACAACCCACCAGGCACUCCUCAAACUGCUGCAGUGGCUUCCUGCCCCAGUUGCAUUCUGGGGCUGUCUGUCCCUCAUGCCCCCCACCCUGGUGGCAUCCCCUGGGGCUGGCAUCACCCCCAGCUGUGGGCUGGCAGCGUGUGCUGAUGGCCAGCCCAGCCAGGCGGCUGCUCCUGCAAGGCUUGGGCACAGCUUCCUGCCAAAGAGCUCUCUGCCACUGCCAUCCUGGGGCCACCGAUGCCUCUCCCCAAACCACACCCUCUGGUCGGGCUGCCCUGAUGUAGCCACGGUGCUUUUAGUGCCUUUAAUAAACACGUCUCUGCAAGUG